AUGUUCUCACCCCUGAUGACUGUGGUGAGUUCAGGGUUGGGCAGGAGUAGCUUGGAAGGGCCAGCCGUGGGAUGUCAAAAUAGCAAAGAAGAGUCAAAAUGGAGCAAAAAGAGUCAAAUCACCAAGUUCCCAAGUCUAGAGCACCAAAAUCUACAUUUCUCGCUAAAGACCAAACCGGAGCAUCCGAAGUACGACCGCAUAUUCAUGCCUUCCCGACGUCCAAAAGUCAUGAUUCUUAUAUGGAAAGAUAGAUAUUUGAGUCAUGACCCGCGGCGAAGUGGAAAGAGGUCAUUUGGAUCACUCGUUGGACCGGAACUUAUUUUCUACCAAGACAUGUCCGACGAGCGCCUAAGUAGAGCCCAUGGAGACUUUGAUGGAUCAAGAGGCCCGAGAUACCGCGCCCAAGGCCUUGGCUCGUCUUGA
Microthlaspi erraticum is the source of this 423-nucleotide messenger RNA. The record is from the annotation of a GenBank genome assembly. Lineage: Eukaryota; Viridiplantae; Streptophyta; Magnoliopsida; Brassicales; Brassicaceae.